Messenger RNA from Knipowitschia caucasica, 924 nucleotides. NCBI's taxonomy places the organism in Eukaryota, Metazoa, Chordata, Actinopteri, Gobiiformes, Gobiidae. The record is from the annotation of a GenBank genome assembly.
AUGGAGAAAUCUAAAAACUUUCGUAUCGACGCAUUGCUGGCGGUCGAUACACCCAAAGUACAGACUUCCCCUCUUGCGCUUGUAACAUCGCUGUCAUCCAACUCUUCCAUGCAGUCCUCUGUGAGCGUGGCGGCCGCAGAGCUCACCGACUCUUUACGCACGGAAACACCGUCUCCUCCCAGGAUUUCUACUUGCGGCUUGAUUCCUAAACCAGGCUUCCUCAACAGUCCUCACAGUGUGGUCGGAUUACACCCCCAGAGCACCGCGGGCAUCCCGGCUCAGGCUCUUUACGGCCACCCUAUGUACACAUAUUCUGCUCUCACCGGACAGCACCCCGCCUUGUCUUACCCGUAUCCGCAUGGCUCCCAUCACCAUCAUGCCACGGACCCCAUCAAACUCUCGGCCAGCACGUUUCAACUGGACCACUGGCUGCGCGUGUCUACAGCCGGCAUGAUGUUGCCCAAAAUGUCAGAUUUUAAUUCCCAGGCACAAUCAAAUUUGUUGGGUAAAUGUAGACGACCGAGAACGGCGUUCACCAGUCAGCAGCUGUUGGAGCUGGAGCAUCAGUUCAAACUGAACAAGUACCUGUCACGACCAAAGCGCUUUGAAGUGGCCACGUCCCUCAUGCUCACGGAAACUCAGGUUAAAAUAUGGUUCCAAAAUAGGCGGAUGAAGUGGAAGAGGAGUAAGAAGGCCAAGGAGCAGGCCCAGGAGGCCGAGAAGCAGAAGGGCACAAAGGGCCAGGAGAAAUCAGAAGGACUCGAUAAGUCAGAAUAUAACAGCAAGACAGACUCCAAGAACGGCAGAAUAAGAGACUUUACUGACAGCGACGAUGAAAAUGGCGACAACUUCCUUUACAACUCUUCAGAUUGCUCUUCUGAUGACGAAAGGAACCGUGCCAGUGACACUAGUCCGUGCCCAUGA